AUGAACCAGAUGACACGGAGCCUGGCCUUCGCUUGCGUACCAGGGUUUGGGCUACUUUCAACGACCUUCCAGGGCCUGAGCCAGCUUCCAAAUGAUGUCACUAGGAAUCUGGCCGUGGAAUGGGCGCGCUUCCGCAUCCGCGUGAAUGCCGUGGCGCCCGGAGCCAUCGCCACGCCGCUUGUGGCGAAGGCCAACCCCACGUACAUCGAAGACUUCCAGCGCCGGAAGCCGUUGAGGCGCUUGGGCGAUGUCAUGGAGGUGGCAAGGCCCAUCGCCUUUCUGGCUAGCGAUGCUGCGGCCUUCAUCACUGGCCAGACGCUGCAUGUGGAUGGCGGCUUCACUGCAACGAGCUUCAAUGAACUCCCGGACUAUUGGGACGACUGUCACGUGCCCAACACGACCUGGCUGUAG
Molecule: messenger RNA, 411 nt
Organism: Symbiodinium natans
Lineage: Eukaryota; Dinophyceae; Suessiales; Symbiodiniaceae
Source: the annotation of a GenBank genome assembly